AUGUUCGGCAGCUUCAACUCCCUCAAGAAUGCGUGGGCACAAGUAUUUCCACAGGCACCAGAUUUUACCGAGUCGAGCAUACCGGAUCUCUUAGGCAAAGUCUACAUCGUCACCGGCGCAAAUUCUGGCCUCGGCAAAGAGUUGUCAGGCAUACUUUACUCCAAGAAUGCAAAGGUCUACGUCGCCGCAAGGUCAGAAGCAAAAGCACAGGCUGCCAUUGAGUUCAUCAAGGCAGCACACCCACAUUCGAAAGGCGACCUCGUCUAUCUACAGAUUGAUCUGGCCGACCUCUCUGCUAUCAAGUCAUCUGUGAACGCAUUUUUGUCUCAGGAAGCACGACUUGACGUGUUGUUCAAUAACGCUGGUGUCCUCGCUCCCCACGAUGCCCCCAAAACAGCGCAGGGCUACGAAUUGAAUCUGGGGACAAACACCAUUGGAACGUUCUUGCUCACCAAGCUACUGUUGCCCACGCUUCUCAACACGGCCAAGAGUAGCCCAAAGGACUCGGUCCGUGUGAUCUGGGUCUCCUCGAUCGCCGUGAAUUUCUCAGAGCAAGGUGGGCUUGACAUGGACAAUUUGGAUUAUCAUGAGGACAAAUCGGCUGUCACCAAAUACGCAGUCAGCAAGGUCGGCAACUUUCUUCACUCGGUCGAAUUGGCGAGGAGGCAUGGGGCAAGUUCAGACGGCGUGGUGAGCGUCGCUUUAAAUCCCGGCAAUCUCGAUACUGAGCUGGGGCGAGAUCGUUCGUGGCUAGAGACCAAGAUUCUUCGUACUUUUGUCCUUUACCUACCCGUUUUUGGAGCAUACACGGAAUUGUUCGCGGGGCUAUCAGACCCAAUCACGGCUGAAAUGGUCAGAGAUAAUAAUUGGAGCCACGCCUUCAAGAACGCUACAGUUAACAUGGCUGUUGUUGUGACCCUGCUAAGCCUUGGCGAAUGA
Molecule: messenger RNA, 939 nt
Organism: Diaporthe amygdali
Lineage: Eukaryota; Fungi; Ascomycota; Sordariomycetes; Diaporthales; Diaporthaceae
Product: Short-chain dehydrogenase/reductase
Exons: 2
Coding region: 1-939 (312 amino acids)
Source: RefSeq, a predicted model, not a curated record